CCAGCCCAAUUGUAAAAUUCCCAGCCUGCUCUUUUCUUUCUUUACGGCGUCUACCACCACAAACGGUGAACCCCACCAACGCCACCACCGCUCGCUCCAAAGUUCUCGGGUAACGCAACCUGCCUCCGACAACAAUACCUAUUCUUUCCCUCUACCGUGUUCGUCAGCCGCUGCAAGUCAGUCCACCGGUUUCUUUAUCUUUCGCCAUUAUAAAGGUGAUUGGAGCAACAAUUGUGAGCAAAUUGAAGUUCAUCUUGCUUGACGCAAGGAAUCUACAAACCUUUGCUCUUGUUUCCAUUAAGAUGACAGAUUCAAAUGAGUCCCAGUAUCCAGGAAAAGAACCACGGCAAUCUGAAACAGAACCUCAGCAGUCUGAACAAGUCUGCAAUUUCUUUAGGAAGCCAACAAAGGGCAAAAACAUAAGGAAAAGGACAAUAAACGAAGAUGAAGAUGAAGACUCCAGAAAUGAAACAUCUCUGUUGCAGAACCAUAAAAAGAGUCUGAAGCCUGAUAAUAAGUUAUACUUUUCAACUGGACCCUCCAAGAGUGCUGCUGCCACUGAAUCAAAUAUAGAAUCUGACAAACGAAUUUUCCAAUUUGAGUCUUCAAGGGAAAUUCAAGUUCAAAAUGAUAGCAGAGCAACAGCAACCUUAGAAACUGAGACUGAGGUUACAAAAGAUGCUCGAGCUAUACGUGAGAAAGUUCUUAAACAAUCAGAGGAGGUUUUAAAGGGGAAAAAUACAAGCUCUGGUGGAGAGAAGUUGUAUAAGGGAAUGCAUGGUUAUGUGGAUCAUAAGGCGGGGUUUCGAAGAGAGCAAACAAUUGCCAGUGAGAAAGCUGGUGGGUCACAUGGACCUCUUAGGGCUUCUGCCCACAUCAGGGUGUCAGCAAGAUUUGAUUAUCAGCCAGAUAUUUGUAAAGACUACAAAGAAACUGGUUACUGUGGUUACGGAGAUUCAUGUAAGUUUAUGCAUGAUCGUGGAGAUUACAAGUCUGGGUGGCAGUUAGAGAAGGAAUGGGAAGAAGCAGAGAAAGCAAGGAAGAGAAAUUUGGCUUUGGGUGGCGAAGAUGAUGAUGAGGCAGGGUUAAACCAGAGUGAUGAUGAUGAUGAUGAUUCAUUACCCUUUGCAUGUUUUAUUUGCCGGCAGCCUUUUGUGGAUCCUGUUGUUACUAAGUGCAAGCACUACUUCUGCGAGCAUUGUGCUUUGAAGCAUCAUGCGAAGAACAAGAAGUGCUUUGUUUGCAACCAACCCACCCUUGGUAUUUUUAAUACUGCUCAUGAGAUACGUAGAAAGAUGGCCGAAGAGGGUAAACGAUAAGUUCAUUGAUGUUUUGCUACAACUUCUGCAAUUACAAACAUGUUUAUUUCUUUGUUUAUUGUUGUAGUAGAAGAUUCACUACUCUUUUAUAUUGUUUUAAAGGAAAUGCUUUGCUAGAGCUUGGGCAAAAUUUUAGAUAAUGCAGUGAUUGAGUUUUUGAAAAUCAUUGUUGCUGCGAGCAUGUGCUUUAGUAUUUAGGUGAGCAUGCUUUUCUUUCAUGCAGCUACCAACUUAUCCUCCUUAU
Theobroma umbraticum is the source of this 1563-nucleotide messenger RNA. RefSeq names its product Zinc finger (CCCH-type/C3HC4-type RING finger) family protein. The record is from RefSeq and is a predicted model, not a curated record. Gene Ontology annotation, molecular function: metal ion binding. Lineage: Eukaryota; Viridiplantae; Streptophyta; Magnoliopsida; Malvales; Malvaceae. Gene Ontology annotation, cellular component: U2-type spliceosomal complex. Gene Ontology annotation, biological process: snoRNA splicing.